Molecule: messenger RNA, 387 nt
Organism: Hyaloperonospora brassicae
Lineage: Eukaryota; Oomycota; Peronosporomycetes; Peronosporales; Peronosporaceae
Source: the annotation of a GenBank genome assembly
AUGAAGCUGUCUUCGCAGCGCAAGGAUCCAAAGCGCAGCUGGCCGGAACACUUCCUGUACCUCGUGGCGGUCGGUGACGCUCGAGGCGGCGCCGACGAACUCGUGCUUGACAACAUAGUCAAUUUCGCAUCGGCCAAGCUCGCGCUGGUGCUUAAGGAAAAGUACGAUCCAAAUCGAGUUGAACAUAAUCGCCCUGCGGAGGAUCUGGCGCACUUUGCGCAGUCGAUCGAGCCGACAGCGACGUCGGUCUGUCGCGAAGUCGUGGCAGCGCACGUCGACACGCCAGUGCAGCGGAAAGAAUCGCGCAGCUGCUAUGAAUGUAUGGUGCUGGCCGUAACCGACAUCAAGCCGCGGUCGCGUGGAAAGCGGGAUGGGCGUAAGCAAUGA